CUGGUAUCAGGCAAUACACAGCUUGCCUGCUUCGGGCGGGAAACCAGCGCUUUUGGCCGGGUAAGAGCUGGAAAAUGACGGUACAGUACAUCGAUGGGACGCGCCCGAACCCGGGGCUUUGCUUAUCUCAGCCUCCGCGCACAUCCAAGAGUUACCGAGUUACUUGCUGUACAUACAUCCAUUAUUAUUGUUUGCGCUCAACUUACAUCAAAUUCCUUCUCGACUGCCCUGGCCAAUUGCUGCUCUAUUGUUCUUAAUCUCCUGCGUUGUUGCCGUACUGUUCUAGUUCCCCCGCUCACAAUGUCUGCUGCUGCUGCUGCUGUCCGCACUCUCAACCCGCUCCGGACCAGGCUCUGGGCUGCCCAAAGAGUCUCCUCCCCAGCUCUCCGCACCGCAUAUAUCUCCCGCCCCGCCUUUCGGGAUUGCAGAAGAGGAUUCUCGCAGAGCUCCCUAUGGCAAGCGAAGAAGUAUACCGAACAGCAUGAGUGGAUUGAGCUGGCUGGGGAUGGAAAGACCGCCACAAUCGGUAUAACCGAAUACGCCGCCAACGCCCUAGGCGACGUCGUCUUCGCUGAGCUGCCCACCGUGGACACCGAAGUUGCUUCAGGCGAGACCAUCGGUGCCGUCGAGUCCGUCAAGUCCGCCUCAGACAUCCUCUCCCCUGUGACCGGCAAGAUCAUCGAGGCCAACACGAAGCUGGAGGAGUCGCCCAAGAUCAUCAACGAGAGCCCCGAAGAUAAGGGCUGGUUUGCCAAGAUUGAGCUGUCGGAUCCGACUGAGUUGGACGGCUUGAUGGAGAAGAAGGAGUAUCAGGCUAGGGUGGAGGAGGAGGCUGAGUAAAGAAAUGAUUUGGAUUUCCCCAAGAGGGGGUUCACAUUUUUGCCAUAUUUUGUUAAAUCAUGUUUUUUAUGAUGUCGGCUUGGGUUGUUUAUGGGUGAUGGGGAUCUUCUACCGUUUGACUUUGUUGUCUUUUUUUUUUCUCCCGCCCUAACCUUCCAUGUUGCGAUAUGUAUAUCUGCUUAUCUACUGAUGUUUCAACAUGUCAGGGUUGUGAUUUCCACUGCGUUAUGUGCUCAAAGUCACCAACACAUCCUUGUGCUCCUAUUAGAUCCAAUCGGGAAAGUGAAGACAAUAGAUGGAACAGAACUAAGGGGCAACCUGCGACUUCUUAUAUAUAUAUAUAUCUUUCAGAUCCUCACGAGGAGACGAAGGAAAAUAAAUGUCUGUUCAUCAAUCAGAUAUCAAUGCAAUUGAUCUAAAAUUUCCAGACCCAAAUCAGUACCCAAAUGCAAACCCAUGAAAUUCUAUACCUUUGCAUUGAGUACAAACACAAUCAAACACCACAAGAUGAUCCGAUGGCAAAAAGAAACGAGGAAAAAAAGAAAGCAGAACAAAUUUACUGUACAGAGAGAGCGUUUCCGAGCACCAAAAA
This is a messenger RNA of Blastomyces dermatitidis ER-3, 1432 nucleotides long. RefSeq names its product glycine cleavage system H protein. NCBI's taxonomy places the organism in Eukaryota, Fungi, Ascomycota, Eurotiomycetes, Onygenales, Ajellomycetaceae. The transcript has 3 exons. Bases 94 to 840 code for a protein of 248 amino acids. Gene Ontology annotation, cellular component: mitochondrion; glycine cleavage complex; cytoplasm. Gene Ontology annotation, biological process: protein lipoylation; glycine decarboxylation via glycine cleavage system. The record is from RefSeq and is a predicted model, not a curated record.